Molecule: messenger RNA, 855 nt
Organism: Cornus florida
Lineage: Eukaryota; Viridiplantae; Streptophyta; Magnoliopsida; Cornales; Cornaceae
Exons: 3
Coding region: 75-560 (161 amino acids)
Source: RefSeq, a predicted model, not a curated record
CUAAUACUAAUUACACUAACAGUAUAUUUAUAUAUAUAUACACAUUGCAUUGGGGGUUUCUUAAGACCAAGCAAAUGGGGGUGGAAAAAGAAGGUAGCACUAGUGUUAAGCUGAAACAGACCACUCAACCACCACCUCCACCACCGCUGCCAAAGACGCUUGUUCCGGUGAGCUUCACAAAUCAGGAAAUUGCUAAGUUCUGGAGGCAGAAGCGCGUCGAUGAGGAAGAUCAUCUCCUAGCUGCUAUUAAGGCUGCAGCUCGUAUUAGGGCAAGUAAACUCACGGAGGAUGAUUACAAGCGCUUUGAAGCGUGGUUGAAAGAGGACGAUGAAAGUAAGGAUAACAAUGCCAAUGCCAAUAAAUCCAUCAGACCAGAUGAGAACAAUGAAGAACUUCAUGUGGGAAUAAAGGACUGGUGGACGAAGAGCAAGUACGCUUAUUUAAACCAACCAGCCAUCCAGUCCAUGGACAAACCCAAACGUCGAACCUCUACUUAUAUUCCCAAUUUCUGCAACUAUAAGCCCUCUCCCAUGCCGACCACCUCAUUUGGUGUUUUUUAAGUGAUUCAAGCUGCAGAUUCAACUGCUCAAAUUUUAAGCCAUCAAGUCUACUUUUAUCUUCAAACUGGACUUCAAAAAUGGCCUCUUACAAUGUCAUAAGGAUGCCUAUGUUAUAGUUUACAGACCCUUGUUUGGGACAUUCAUGGUUGGUUGUAUAAACUAAGAAGCCUUUGUGUGUGUGUACUUGUGCCCUAUUUGGCAUUUGCUUAUCAAUUUAGCUGCUUGCUGUGAACAUGGGUUUUAGCAUGAAUAAUGAAGUAAGGUGCCAAUAUAUAAUCUUGAACUUGUUGCAUCA